Molecule: messenger RNA, 1717 nt
Organism: Mytilinidion resinicola
Lineage: Eukaryota; Fungi; Ascomycota; Dothideomycetes; Mytilinidiales; Mytilinidiaceae
Product: acyl-CoA synthetases/AMP-acid ligases II
Exons: 10
Biological process (GO): secondary metabolic process
Molecular function (GO): CoA-ligase activity
Source: RefSeq, a predicted model, not a curated record
AAUGGUUCCCCGGAUAUACGAAUCGAUUUUCCCAGAUGUUCACAUUCCCACGAAUCUCUCAUUCCACCAGUUCCUCACGCGGUAUAACCCCGAAGAUGUUGCUGCGGACAAGGUCGUAUGGGAAGAGUCGGACACAGGGCGGACAUUGUCAUAUGGUGGUGUCCGAGACGAAGCUGCUAUAGGAGCCGCUUGCCUCACCGGCGCUCUGGGGCUGCACCCAGGAGAUGUUGUCGCAAUAUAUGCGCCCAACAGCAUCAGCUAUGCUAUUGCCACUCAUGCAGUGAUAUGGUUCGGUGGAGUCAUAGCAGGCAUCAACCCAAUGACUUCACCUUACGAUUUGGUCCACUAUUUGGCCUCUUGCGAGCCAAAGGCUAUCAUCACUGUCCCAGAUUUACGAGGCCAAGUUGUUCAAGCACUAUCACAGAGCAAGAAUCUCCCCUUUCAACCAAAUAUCAUCAUGCUUGAUGAGACGUCCAAUGCAAUUUUUCCGGAGUUCUACGAGAAAAAGAACUAUGGCCGCCAUCAGAUUCCUCCAUUUGACCUCACCGGCCAAGACAAUCGCAAGCAUGUACCAGCAAUCAUGUUCAGCUCCGGUACCAGCGGAAAACCCAAAGCAGUACAAUGGAGUCACUUUUCAAUGAUUGCGCACCUCAUAAACGUUCGAGCUUCGCAGCCGGAGCAGAACAAUCGACUCACAAGAGAAGUUCUGUUUGUACCUUUUGGUCACAUGUUUGGUCUCGUUGCCGCCGUGCUCAACCCAACCCACACCGGUUCUCACGUCGUCAUCAUGAAGCAGUUCGAAUAUCUAAAGUACAUUGAAGCUUCCGCGAGACUUCGGGCCACAAUAAUGAGAAUGGUCCCUCCCAUAGCGUUGGCUAUCGCUAAAGAUCCUAACAUAUCGAAGUUCAACUUGACCAGUGUCCAAGUUAUUAUGUGUGCUGGGGCUACGCUCCAAGCCGAAGUAGUGAACAAGCUUCAAGCAAUCAUGGGUGGCUGCUACAUCUUACAAGGUUACGGUUUGAGCGAAGCAGCUGUCUCGGCAUUGAAACCGGCGAAAGCAACCGAGAGAUCAGGAUCAGUGGGAGUCAUCUUUCCCAGCCAUAAGCUCCGUCUAGUGGACGACGAUUUGAACGAUGUCGACGUAGGACAGCCUGGAGAAGCUCUUGUCAAAGGCCCAACCGUAUUCAUGUCCUAUAAAAACAACCCAGCCGCCACGAAAGAAGCUUUCCACGAUGGAUGGCUGCGGACGGGCGAUGUUCUAAAAGUCGACGAAGACGGCUACCUCUGGUUCCUCGACAGAAAGAAGGAGAUGAUCAAAUACAAGGGCAACCAAGUCGCCCCCGCCGAGCUCGAAGACAUCCUCAACUCGCACCCCUCGGUAGCCGAAUCAGCUGUCUGCGGUAUUUUUGACUCGUCGCAGCAAACCGAAGUCCCCGUCGGCUACGUAUGCCUGAACGACUCCAUCUCGGAAUCCGAAAGGUCGAAAGUCCUACACGAGAUCCGGCAGUGGGUGGACGGGAUAGUCUCCCCAACGAAGAAACUGCGCGGCGGCGUGUUCUACAUCGCGCAGAUCCCGAAGAACCCGACGGGCAAGGUGCAACGGAUGCUUCUCCCAGCCAGGGUGGAGGCUGCGGCGAAGAUUGCUGCGGCGAACCGGCCUGCGAAGCUCUGACAGAGUGUAGUCACACUGGAAUGGGGCACCUCAAGGCAGGCAUGU